AUGAAGAUUCUAACAGAAGAAGAAAUCAAAGCACACCAUUACCAUACCCUCUCCGGAGCUAUCAAAGGUGGUGUAAUCGGUCUUGCUAUAAGUGGGUUUAUUUUUAAGAUUGUUCCAUUGAAAUUUCCAAAAUUUAACCCAUCAAGGAUGACGCCUUCGAUCAAGACAGCACUAUUUAUCUCUCCUCCUACUCUAUUUGCUUCUAUUUGCGCGGAGGAAGCGUCAAAUAGUUUUGAUAGAGUGAUGUAUGGUACUGGCAAUAGCCGUGAACUAAUAGAAGAGCACCAAAGAUGGUCAAAGUUGUCUUUGUCUGAUAAGAUCCUAGAAAGUUCUAAUAAGCACAAGUAUAAGAUUAUUGUGGGUGCGUGGGCAGCCGCUAUGUACGGUUCAUGGCGUGUUGUUGAUCGUGAUCCUAUUAUGACUAAAACGCAAAAAAUUGUGCAGGCAAGAAUGUAUGCUCAAGGUUUAACGGUGCUAUUAUUGUUAGGGUCGGUAGGUUUGUCUAUGUAUGAAUCCAAGAGACAUCCUGAGACACAUAGCUUGGACACUUCCCGCCGCUGGGAAAACCUCAUAGAGCAAGCUGAACAGCAAGAAGCUGCCGCCAAGCUGACUCAAAGAAGUAAUGAUGACAGAAUCAAGGGUAAGAUUUUCAAGUGA
Messenger RNA from Eremothecium sinecaudum, 657 nucleotides. RefSeq names its product Rcf2p (gene RCF2). Gene Ontology annotation, biological process: mitochondrial respiratory chain complex IV assembly. The transcript has a single exon. Lineage: Eukaryota; Fungi; Ascomycota; Saccharomycetes; Saccharomycetales; Saccharomycetaceae. Gene Ontology annotation, cellular component: mitochondrial inner membrane. Bases 1 to 657 code for a protein of 218 amino acids. The record is from RefSeq and is a predicted model, not a curated record.